Aureobasidium musti is the source of this 888-nucleotide messenger RNA. Lineage: Eukaryota; Fungi; Ascomycota; Dothideomycetes; Dothideales; Saccotheciaceae. The record is from the annotation of a GenBank genome assembly.
AUGUCACAAGAAGCAGAUGCACAAGUCCUGACGGGCAAGGCAAAGAAGGCCAAGCGUUCCGAGGAGAGAUACAAGAAGAACAAGAAGAGAAUGGUCGAAGAGACCACCACCGACGAUGCGCCAAAGAACGACGAACCCACCGCAGAAGUAGACGACCAGAAUGCCGCCUCAGACAAGACUUCAUCCAAGAAGCGCAAGCGAUCGCAAGAAGACAAGGAGCCAGCAUCGACAGAAGACGCAGCCCCUGUAGAAGCCAAACAGCAAAAGAAGCGCAAGAAGGAACCCUCAGCCAACAAGGAGCCACUGGCCAAAAAGGCAGGAGAUGCAGCAACAGCAGGAGAGGCUGCCGACGCAGCCGCCGCAAAGAACCAGCGCUUUAUUGUGUUCAUUGGCAAUCUUCCUUUCACGGCCACGACCGAGCAAAUCACCGAGCACUUUGCAUCCAUCCAACCGCAAUCCGUGCGUCACUCGACCGAGAAGGGCACAGGCAAGAGCAAGGGAUUCGCUUUCCUCGAGUUUGCAAACUACGACCGCAUGAAGACGUGUUUGAAGCUGUACCACCACAGCAUGUUCGACAGCGGCGUUGGCGGCGAGAGAGGCAAGCGUAGGAUCAAUGUCGAGCUCACGGCUGGAGGCGGCGGCAGCAAGUCCGAGGGCAGAAAGGAAAAGCUCAAGGAGAAGAACGUCAGACUAAAUGAGCAGAGACAGAGGAGAGCAGAGGCCGAGGCCAAGCAGGAGAAGCGCAAGGCAGCAAAGGAAGCAAAGAAGGGAGGUGCUCCGGGAGCGGAUAAGGCAGAGGAAGCACCCGAGCCUGAAGUCGAUGCGGGAGCACAAGAAGGUAUACACCCCGCCAGAUUGGCCAUGCUGCAAAGAAUAAACAACCGAUAG